GAUUAAUUUAAAAGCAAGACAGGAACUGGGACCUCUUUUUAAUUCAUGUCUCGUCUAUUCAACAAUAUUUUGGCAUUUAUUAUUCCUAUAAAACUAAGUGACUAUGACUUGAGCUUAUAUGCCAACUUGAUCCGAAGACACGGAGGCAUAGUCUGCAGUGACCAAAAGAGAUGUGAUAUCAUCUUUACGGCGCUCAAAUCACCAACUCGCAUUUCAAGACACACAAUAAACCAUCAAAUUCCGAUAGUGGAUGUAGAAUGGAUACAAAUAUGUGACAGGACGCAUAGCUUAUUACCUAUCGAAUCAUAUGUCAUCAAUAUAGGAAGCAAAACACUUUGGAAAGAACUACCCAAAAGGGUUCCAGAUGUAGUGAGUCAGUCGGAUAAUAUAUUGAAUUUAGAGUUUGCGGAUAUCCCACCAGAGAAAUUGAUUUUUGAAGAAAAAAAAGAUCCUCUGAUAACGUAUGAUGAAGAUGAAGAAGAGUUUGAUCACUCUUUGGCACCCGGUUUCAUCAAUACAAAAUAUGCCUGUUUUCGACCUACACCAUACGAACCACAGUUUAAUCGAAAGCUCAUUUCGCUCCUGUUGUUAAUCGAAAAGAAGCGUGAAUUAGCAGGAGAAGAUGUUCGAUCUCUUAGCUAUCGUCAAGCUAUUGCGGCUUUAAAGGCUUACCCGCGUCAAAUUCGAUCUGUAAGAGAAGCAGAAAAGAUUAUUGGAAUUGGUGCAAAAAUGAAAGAAAAUAUUAGACAGUUUUUGUUGAUUGGGACGAUAGAAGAGGCAGAAGAACUAAGGUAUAAUGAAGAGUUUCGGACGAUGAAACUAUUCAGCAGUGUGUUUGGCGUAGGAGCUGUUACAGCAAAGACUUGGUGGGAUAAAGGGUAUAGAACCUUACAACAGGUUCUCGAUUACGCCAAACUGACAUCAACAGUCAGACUGGGAAUUCAACUGUUUCCUCAUUUUUGUCAGCUGAUGAAUAGGACAGAUGUUGAAGAAGUGAUAGACAUUGUGAAGCAUGAACUUGCUCAGAUAGACACGGACGGUAUCGUUACGCCUGUAGGAGGUUAUAGGCGUGGUAAGCUCGAAAAUGCUGAUAUCGAUCUUAUCAUAUCCACACAUACGCAGUCGGCUGACGGACUUAUCAAGAAGCUAACUGAGAGGCUACGUCAACAAGGUUUCCUGAAGCAUAUAGUAUCCCAUACAGGAAAGACAGUAAAACACUCUUUCAGGGCCGAGCCGAUAUUAAAGAAUAACUUUAACGAUCUUGAGCUGUGUAUCUGUGCAGUCCUGCAGCCCUCCAAGGGUAUCUUCAGACAGGUAGACUUAGUUUUAGCAGAACCUGGUCAGUACGUAACAGCCGUCUUGGGCUGGACUGGGUCUCGCUAUUAUGAAAGAACCCUUCGCGAUUUCUCCAAAAAGGAAAAAUCGAUCACUAUUAACUGCCAAUCUGUUACUCUCGAAGACGGUGUAAAAAAGAAGAAGAUUUAUGUGGAGUCUGAGGAGGAACUAUACAGCAUUUUAGGAGUACCUCACUUGGACCCAAAAUUAAGAAAUUGCUAGAUUCCAUGUCCUAUUUUACAUUAAAAUGAUGAUAAUGAUACUCAUAGCUUUCUUUAUGAGACACUUGCCCGUUAUUCGCUUGAAACCUCGUGUGACCUUCCGGGGCUUCAAACAUAAAGUCAAAC
Molecule: messenger RNA, 1682 nt
Organism: Rhizopus microsporus ATCC 52813
Lineage: Eukaryota; Fungi; Mucoromycota; Mucoromycetes; Mucorales; Rhizopodaceae
Product: Nucleotidyltransferase
Exons: 10
Coding region: 46-1557 (503 amino acids)
Biological process (GO): double-strand break repair via nonhomologous end joining
Cellular component (GO): nucleus
Molecular function (GO): DNA-directed DNA polymerase activity; DNA binding
Source: RefSeq, a predicted model, not a curated record